This is a messenger RNA of Lampris incognitus (smalleye Pacific opah), 4001 nucleotides long. RefSeq names its product beta-1,4-N-acetyl-galactosaminyl transferase 3b (gene b4galnt3b). Gene Ontology annotation, cellular component: Golgi cisterna membrane. Gene Ontology annotation, molecular function: acetylgalactosaminyltransferase activity. Lineage: Eukaryota; Metazoa; Chordata; Actinopteri; Lampriformes; Lampridae. The transcript is spliced from 21 exons. Bases 1 to 3372 code for a protein of 1123 amino acids. The record is from RefSeq and is a predicted model, not a curated record.
AUGAGCGCUCCGGAGGAAGCCGCCGAGGGGACGGAAGAAAAUGAUCGCGUCGUUCUUCCCGUGAAGAAGCUGCGGCGGAACGGCAAGCGGCUGCUGGCCGGCGCCGUGCUGCUGGCCGGGGCCGUCGCCGUCUACCACCAGCUCGUCGUCGCCAACGUCCGGAGCGCCCGCGGCGGUCUGAAUGCUGCUGGGGAAGAUGGCCGCCCGAGAGGAGCACCGUCCGACGGCGAGGCCGGAGGGGAUUACCGGUUGCACUCGUGGGAGGACACAGCCGGCUGGCGUUCCAGCUACACCCAGCAGGCCUGGAAACCAGAGUAUAAGGGACAGGCCAACCUCCAUAUCUUUGAGGACUGGUGUGGCAGCUCCACGGCCCAGCUACGUAAGGCCCUGCACUACCCACUGUACCCCCAUUCUAGAACAACGGUGCAGAAGCUGGCUGUGUCUCCUCAGUGGACCAACUAUGGCCUCCGAAUCUUUGGCUACCUGCAUCCGUUCACUGACGGAGAUUUUGUGUUUGCGGUGAGCUCUGAUGAUAACUCUGAAUUUUGGCUCAGCCAGAAUGACACUCCCUUUUCCUUGAAAUUACUGGCUUGGGUAGGCAAGACAGGCACAGAGUGGACUGCCCCGGGUGAGUUUGACAAAUACGCCAGCCAGAUCUCCGGAUCAGUUAGGCUGUCUGCCAGGAAGAGGUACUUUUUUGAAGUGAUCCACAAGCAGAAUGACAGAGGGACCGAUCACGUGGAGGUGGCGUGGCGACUCAACAAGGAGGGUCUCAAGUUCACGGUCGUCGACUCCAAGCACAUCUCCCUCUACGCAAAUGAGUCUGCCUUGUUGAUCAGCGACGUGGCCCACAUACCACAGACGGCCGCCAGCCAUGCACACAGCCCCAGCAAGCAGCCCAGCGCCGAGGCCGACAUGCUGAGGGAUGACCCUCGAGACAUCCUGUACCGCAUGCCCCUGAUGGACAGCAGGUUCCUACAGGGUGUUCUGCCAGACUGCUCCUACAACCCCAGCUACAUAAUCAAAGGCUUCCCCCUGCUCCGCUACCAGGGAUUGCAGUUCGUCCACAUGACCUAUAUCUACCCAAACGAUUUCACCCGGCUUACACACAUGGAGACGGAGGAUAGCUGCUUCUACCGUGAGAGCGGCUGGCGGCUCCACAUGUUUGGUUUCGCUAGGUAUAUGAAACUGGACCAUCCUGAGAUACAGGAGAGACGGAACAGAGCCAAAGGCCUUGGUCUCUAUGGGAGGGAACUGGACGUGGAAAAGGAUUUUGAUGAAGAACCUUAUCCCAGGAAGGUGGGAGUGAAACGCCAAAGGGACAACGCCAUUCUGAAAGACUACGGCGACGACUACGAUGAUUACGUGCUGAGCCGCAGGCAGAGACUCUUUUCCUUAGACACUGAAAAAAACAACGGCGUGCCAAAGAGCAUGUCUGCUGCGGGCUUCUACGGAAGGAAGAGGGAGCAGAAAGUAGACUUGCGACCCCAACCAGCAGAGCUGCGUGUAAAGAACCAGGAUGAACUGCUGCAGUCCAGGGCAAUGGAUAACAUGAUGCGUCAACGACUCCAGGAUCACAGCUGGGUGGAGAGUAACCCGGAUAGCCACGUAAAACUGAGAGAAGAGGUAAAACCAACAAGAAGGCCAAGACCAGCCCAGAUUCAACGACCAAAACGUGUAGAAAGAGACGUUAAACCAAAACAGAGAGAACUACUGGUGCCGGUGAGGAGAGAGCACCCCAGACCAGACAUGGGAGAGCAGCAGCCUGUACAGAAGGGGCAUGAAAGGGGGCAACCCGUAGCAGAAUCCAAACGUCGUGCCCAGAUUCUUGCAAAAAAGAACGACAGCAAGCCGGUCCAGAGGCUCAAAUACUUACUGCCCCCAGCCCUAGACAGGAAUAUCUCUUCACUUAAAAAAGCAGCAUUUGUCCAGCAAAAGAGAAAUGCGACCCAAACUGCAGCGCUCUUGUUAACAACGCCACAGGCAGAUUUAGUAAAGCCAAACCAGAGGGACGCGGCUCCCAGGAAGAGCAUCAGGGAGCGGGAGAUAGAGCUGAAUAUACCUUUACAACAGGAUAUAGACAACAUCAUCCACCACGAUAGGAUGACCACAAGGGCUAGACUAAACAGAGGGUGGCUAGAUAACACAGGAGAAAAGGAGGAUUUGAGAGAAGAAGAGGAGAUCAGAGGCAUUAAAGGAAGGAAAAGGAACACCAGGGAGGGAGAAAGAGACAGCUUGUGGCAACCAGAAGGAGAUGAUGAAGAUGGAAAUGAUGAGGAAGAGCUCUACGACCUCACCCCUGCGCCCGUGUUUGACGCUGAGGUCAGGUGGAGCCAAACUUUCCAGGUCAACCAACUGGACCUGCAGGCGCUGCGAUCCGAUUGGAUAGACCUGAGCUGUAAUGUCUCCGGAAACAUCAUUCUCCGUGCUGCCGAUGCUCAGGACAUGGUGAUGGCAUUCAUGGACAAACUUAACCACGAGCACCACGGGCGCUUCAGCCUUGUGCAUGUGGUCAACGUGGAGAAGCGGGUGGACAGGGGCCAGGGCAACCGGUACCUUUUGGAGCUGGAGCUGAAGGACGCGAACGGCCAACUGCUGCGCCUGUCACAUUACAUCUAUGCCCUCGUUCGCCGCAAAAAGCGCCGCGUCAGGGACUUUGCCUACCAAGAAAGCACUCCCGAAGUAGUGCUGUGUAACCCUGUUAGCUUCCACUGGAACCCCGCCGCCAUGGUCCACUUCAUCGUGCCAGUGAAAAACCAAGCCCGCUGGGUUAAACAACUGAUUGUCGACAUGGAGGCUUUGUACAAAGACACUCAAGACCCCAACUUCAACCUCAUCAUCACGGACUACAACAGCACAGAUAUGGAUGUGGAGAAAGCUCUCCACGCCUCUAUGCUUCAGAGGUACCAGUAUGUGAAGCUGAGUGGAAACUUUCAGCGUUCUGCCGGUCUGCAGGCAGGCAUCAACCUGAUCACUGAUGACCACAGCAUAGUGUUCCUGUGUGACUUGCACAUUCACUUUCCUCCCUCCAUUAUCGACACCAUCAGGAAGCACUGUGUUGAGGGACACAUGGCCUUUGCUCCCAUAGUCAUGAGACUUGGUUGUGGGGCCACACCCAAAGAGGCCAGAGGUUACUGGGAGGUCAAUGGGUUUGGCCUGUUGGGUAUCUAUAAGUCAGAUCUGGAUGCAGCUGGCGGGAUGAACACCAAGGAAUUCACGGACCGUUGGGGGGGUGAGGACUGGGAGUUACUUGACAGGAUCCUUCAGUCAGGUCUGGAGGUGGAAAGGAUCCAUUUGAGGAAUUUCUUCCACUACUACCACUCCAAACGUGGCAUGUGGAACCGGCGCACAAUGUCCUCCCACCUCGGCUGACCUCCCCCUCCCCCCCCCCCGCAGCCAUGACAUCUCCACGGACGCAGCUUCUUAACCAACAGUGCCUGUCGAAUGAUGAAGAGUGGGCGGGCAGCAGGAAGCUGGAUACAUGGACUUUAGCUCAGGUCACUUCAGCUCUCGGCUGCACACAUGAGAGCAGCGGGAUUCAUACUCACGUCACUAUGCUGGGGAUACGUUUAAUCUGACACAGUGCAAUACCGAAUCUACUACUACUGACUACAGAGGUACUAGCAAAUAUUUGCGGUGGACUAUAUCUGAAAAAUACUGACGCAAAGUAUGUUGCUGACCGACACGGCGACUGUCUGCACUUCCUGCUGCAUUACUGAACCACCCUGAUCCAAAAAGAGAAAAUCCAGAUACAGAAAUAAGUAAUGUGUGUAAAUCAGAAAUGUGUUAUGUUGCUUGACGGUGGUUAGACACAAACACUCCGAGACCGUAGAAAAGACUCUCGUGCAGAGAGCGCCACCACACAAAAAAAUCACAAGGGCAAGGGUGAGUUAGAUUUUAUUUUAUUGUGACUUCAUGGAAAGUGUACUCUAGUGCACAGCCAUAGCUUAACUACUCCGUUAUGUAGUGAAUGAUGGAAAGCUUUGUAUUUAUUACAUCAA